Sitodiplosis mosellana (orange wheat blossom midge) is the source of this 1285-nucleotide messenger RNA. RefSeq lists its product as uncharacterized. Bases 69 to 1232 code for a protein of 387 amino acids. The transcript is spliced from 2 exons. Lineage: Eukaryota; Metazoa; Arthropoda; Insecta; Diptera; Cecidomyiidae. Gene Ontology annotation, molecular function: oxidoreductase activity, acting on the aldehyde or oxo group of donors, NAD or NADP as acceptor. The record is from RefSeq and is a predicted model, not a curated record.
AGUUCAUUCGGUGUGUGUACAGUGUUCGUACGUGAAGUCUGAAAAUACAUUUAGUGAUUUAUUGAAUAAUGAGUGAUACCAAAUACUGGGCAUCUUUGAACGAAAUGUUACAAAAAGAUGAAAUCGAAUUUGACCAGCCAACCAAAUCAUCGGCGUUGCCAUUGAAUUUAAUUUUCAAAAGCCGUGAAUCAAUAAAAAAAGGUGUUGAAUUUGCAUUGAAAAAUUUCAAUGAGAUCGCAAAGUUGGAAUAUGAGUUUAACGACGGCCAGCCGGCUAAAGCAACGAUCAAGCACUUACAGUGGGCAAAAGUGUACAUUGAGAGCAAAAAAAGUGUUUUAAAGCCUACAAGUGUUUCAGUUGUAAAUGCUCAAUCGAUAGUUUCGGUUGGACAAUUUUUGCUCGAUUGUCAUUAUGUAGCAACACAAAGCAGUUUAUCUGAGUUCAAAAUCCAAACGGAUACCAAACGAAAAACACUGAUCACAUAUUUGUUUGGAAAUGAGUUUAUUGAAGAAGUGAACACGACAUCGGCUCCAUUGCCAAAUGAAUUCAAACUGGUUGACACCUCAUCCACACAAAUCAUAUUCGAGUCUGGAGACGUUACAUCUGCUCUUGAUGAGUUGAUAAUGAAUGUUUACGAUCGUACUUUGUCACCAUGGCGAAUUAGAUCAGUUUAUAUUGAAGAAACAUUGAAGAAUUCAAUUUGGGAUUUGCUUAAAAGUGCAGCUAAUAACAUAAUUGGCCCAAAAUUAACCGAAGAAAAUAUGAAAAAUUGCGAAGAAUUAACCAAACGGUUCGGCGGAAAGUUUGUCAAUGGCUUCUUGCUUGAUGUUCCAACAAAAUAUUUACCACAACCAACGAAACAGACAGAUUUUAAUCAAAUUCCCGUGGUUAUUAACUUUUUCCGAACAACCAAAGAAGCCAUUCAACUGGUAAAUGCUGAUGUUCAACCGGACGUAAAGCAUAUCACAUCAAUUUGGACUGGAAAUAUCGAGAUUUACUACGAAUUAGCAGCUGAACUCAACGCUGAAGUCAUUUGGAGCAACUCUAUUGCAGUGUUUGAUGAUGCUAUACCUUCUCUUACUUCUACCGAGUCUCUUUUGGACUCGGAACAAAUCUCCAGUGCAACGUCAACGAUCAACACCAAAGGAAAAUACGCCGUUCAUGUGCUUCAGACUGCAAACAAGACUCCGAAAUAUCUCUACAUUCCGUUUGGCAAAACAUUCGCAAAUUGAUUUUUUUUAUACUUCAAAUGUCGCGAAUAAAUGCAAAAUGAAACAAUAGAAAA